Molecule: messenger RNA, 1379 nt
Organism: Carassius auratus (goldfish)
Lineage: Eukaryota; Metazoa; Chordata; Actinopteri; Cypriniformes; Cyprinidae
Gene: ctxn2
Product: cortexin 2
Exons: 2
Coding region: 178-423 (81 amino acids)
Source: RefSeq, a predicted model, not a curated record
CAGAGAAGAAGAGUCCCUCUGUGAUUAACAUGCAUCUGUUCACCUGGAAGCCAUGUCCUGCUUUCACACCUGUCCUGUCUGUUGCAUAACACUGGCCAUAUUUCCAUGCACAUCACCGAUUAAAGACUUUAGGCGUCCAUCUGAUCGCGUUCAGGAUGACGGGGCUCGUCUGGGAACAUGUGUAGCGUUCACUAUAACCACAGCCUGACUGCCAUGAGCGGGAGCGACAUCAUGGCCUAUUCUCUGAGUCUGGAGCAGAAGACGGCGUUUGCGUUCGUGGGGAUGUUGCUGGUGUUUCUCGGCCUGUUGAUCGUCAGGUGUUUCCGAAUCCUGCUGGACCCGUACAGUAGCAUGCCAUCCUCCAGCUGGGGCGACGGUGUGGAGGGCCUGGAAAAAGGGACGUUUGAAUACGCUCUUACCUGAGACCACGGCUUCAUUCUAGAGACCCCGGAAUCAUAUAAAGCUAUUUCACCAGAUUAGGGAACUCUCACAGGACGCAUUCGAGAUGCAAAACGUUUUAACUUAGGACUAUUUUUAACUUUACGCCUUCCUAUAAAUACAUAAUGUUUGGUGAUGCAAUGGCUAAAGAUGUCUACUUGAUGGAUGCAUAUACUGACAGCGUUGCAAAUGGGUCGAAAAUUUCAGAAACCUUUCCAAAAUUUUUGAAACUUUCAGGGAUUUUCGGAAACUUUUGGAAAGUUUCCAGAUAUUUUUCACCCCUUUGCCACCCUACAUAGAAUGUGUCCUGUGUGAACACCCCCAAAGGAUAAGAGCAUUCAUCACAAAGACCUGGCCUGCUGUUACGACAUCAUACUUGAACAGAUGUUGAUUUCUGCAAUGUGAUGUCACACCAUUUAUCCACUGGGCAUCUCAGGGAAGAGUAGAGAAAGAAUUGCAUUAAAAUAAACAAGAUGGCACACAUGCAAGACAAUGCCAAGAUGUAAACAGGGUAACCUCGCCCUUUCAUUCACACUGUCCGUCUGCUUCCACCUUGUUGUUUAGUAAUGAAGUACGUUCUUGUGACAGCACACAGUUGCGUAGAGUACGCUUCUCUCCUGUUUAUGUCUCCUGGGUCUCCGAAGCUAUAAUAACCUGCUGUUUCUGAGAACUGUGAUGCUGUGAAGUCUUACAGCUGUGCAAACGUCUCUGUAGACCCCUGUCUGUUUUUCUAGCAAAUCGGUUUCUCUUCACUUACUGCCUAUGAACACAUCUGCACACAAGCAGCGGAGACUCUGCAGGACACUGAGAGUGAAGAAUCUUCCUCAGUGUUCGUUCGUUCGUUUGUUUGUUUGUUUGUUUGUUUGUGUGUGUGACAGAGGAAGGGUGUGUCACCAUGACAACAGCAGAAAGAUGCGAGCUGGAUGCGAGUGAUGCACAGA